Strongyloides ratti is the source of this 1305-nucleotide messenger RNA. Its product is annotated as Gonadotropin-releasing hormone receptor. Bases 1 to 1305 code for a protein of 434 amino acids. The record is from RefSeq and is a predicted model, not a curated record. Gene Ontology annotation, cellular component: membrane. Gene Ontology annotation, molecular function: G protein-coupled peptide receptor activity. The transcript is spliced from 4 exons. Lineage: Eukaryota; Metazoa; Nematoda; Chromadorea; Rhabditida; Strongyloididae. Gene Ontology annotation, biological process: neuropeptide signaling pathway.
AUGAAUUUGGAUAUUAAUACUACGAUAUCAUCUAUUACUACUUCUAAUACAAAUAAUGUAACAGAAUUUAUGCAACAUUCUACAUCUGAGAUUGUUGAAAUGAUUUAUCAAGUCAUUAUAUUUUUUAUCGGAACACCGCUUAAUAUUUAUGUUUUUAUACAUUCUAAUAAAAAACAAAAAAAUAAUACUGCUGCAUCAAGAUUGAAUAAAUUUUCAAAACAACUUAUUAUUAUACAUUUAAUGGUUCUUUUAAUAUGUUUAUGGAGAACAUAUUGGAUUUACAAUAUUGCCUGGAAUAUGGGUAAUACUUUAUGCAAAAUUCAUUCAUUUGCUUAUGCACUACCAUUUCAUUUAUGGUCAAAUAUGGUUGCUGCUAUUGCUAUUGAUAUGUUAUAUUGUAUCCGUUCACCUUUAUCAUCAUAUAGAAAUGGUGAAAAACGUGUAAAUUAUUUAAUUGUAGUAGCAUGGAUAUCAGCUAUCAUUUGUGCAUUACCAAUGUUUAUUUUUCGAGAUAUAGUUCUUGUUUUUGAUGAUUAUAAUCUUUAUCAAUGUUCAACACCAAAAAGUUUGGACUAUAUUAAAAAGGCAUGGAAUGCUUUUCAUGUUAUAACUGUUUUUUAUAUCCCUCUUGCUAUUAUUAUAAUAUGCUACAGUUUAAUUGGUUUUUCUCUUAGACAACAAAUGGCAAAACGUAAAUCAUUACAAGAUGAAUCACAACCUUUUAAUAAUAAUAAAACUCAUAUUAAAUUUCUUAAGGCAACAGUUAUUUUAAUAACUUCAUUUGUAUUAGCAUGGCUACCAUACCAAGUUAUGGCAUUAUUAAGAGUUUUAUGUAAAGAAAAUAGUAACUGUAGUGUUAUAUAUAAUAAAUUUAAUUGGUUAGAAGCCAUAAUGCUUGCAAGUACAUGCAUUAAUCCAUUUUUAUAUAAAUUUGGGAGAUUUAAGUCAAACAGAAAAACAUCAACAUUACUUGGUAGUUUAAAUGAAAUUUGUCCAUCAAGCGUAAAUCAUAAUUCAGUUAAAGGAUCUACUGUUUACAUUAAAUAUAAUACAGUACAAAAUUUAGGCAUCAAAAAUAUAUCUCGAUGUAAACAUAUAAUGUCAACAUCUAACCCUUCCAAAGCAAUUAGAAUAAAUAAAGAUAAAAAAAACUCUAGUGAUAUCUCUAAUGACAAGUAUAUUUCUUCCUCUCCAAUAAUAUGGAAUAACAAAAGUGUGAAAAAUUGUCAAGCUGUAAAAAAGAAUUAUAUUACUAACCACAACAUUGUACUUUGCAAUUCAUUAACAAAGCCAUCUAUGACAUAA